Molecule: messenger RNA, 828 nt
Organism: Brettanomyces nanus
Lineage: Eukaryota; Fungi; Ascomycota; Pichiomycetes; Pichiales; Pichiaceae
Exons: 2
Coding region: 1-828 (275 amino acids)
Cellular component (GO): U2 snRNP; U2-type spliceosomal complex
Molecular function (GO): RNA binding
Source: RefSeq, a predicted model, not a curated record
AUGACAUUGAUUAGUGAGAUUCAAGGAAAAAAGCCUAAUGAGCUCAAUAAAGAGCAGACGGUACUUGUAGAGUUUGAUAAGAAGAAUAAAGAAUGGUUUAUUGAAGAUCCAGAAGAGAAACAAAGAUACAAAUAUCAAGAGAUCUUGGAGAGAUGGAUACCGGAAGAAGAGAUAAACAAAAGUGAACAAAAUGAAGUAAGCCGAUUAAUUAAAAGACAAAAAAGAGAGAAGGUUGCAGAAAUGAAGAGAGAAAAGAAUGUACAGAAGAAACCAAGGAAGAAUAGAAGUGUUUAUAUAAGUGGAUUAAGCCAAAAUACCACGAUAGAAGAAGUCAAGGAGAAAUUUAGUCGAUGUGGAAUAAUAGCACAAGAUUUAAGGAGUGGUGAAGUGAAAAUUAAAAUGUAUGAGAAUAAAGAGGGUCAAUUUAAAGGGGAUUGUCUUGUUGAAUACUUUAAAGAGGAGAGUUGCGGAUUAGCUAUCGAGAUACUGGAUGGUAGUAAGUUGAGACCAGAUGAUAAGGAGCCGAUGAAGGUGAGUCAAGCAGUGUUUAAAGAGGAAGCCGAAGAGGAAGAGGAAGAGGAAAAGGAAGAGGUGAGAGAAGACAUUCGGCAAGAUAUCUUAGAAGGAUGCCAAGAAAUAGGACAAGUCGAUGAUGUAAUCAUCUACGAAUCAGAGAAAGAAGGAAUUAUAAGAGUUCGAUUUAAAGAGAAAGAAGGUGCUAAAGGAUGUGUCAAGAGAAUGAAUGGACGAUAUUUUGGAGGAAAGAAGUUAGUAGCCCAACUUUGGGAUGGAGAGAAGUACAGGAUAGAUGACACGACAUCAAAAUGA